Taeniopygia guttata (zebra finch) is the source of this 2833-nucleotide messenger RNA. It is a transcript of the gene CD86, whose product is annotated as CD86 molecule. Gene Ontology annotation, biological process: cellular response to lipopolysaccharide; negative regulation of T cell proliferation; T cell costimulation. The record is from RefSeq and is a predicted model, not a curated record. Gene Ontology annotation, cellular component: external side of plasma membrane. NCBI's taxonomy places the organism in Eukaryota, Metazoa, Chordata, Aves, Passeriformes, Estrildidae.
CACUCUCCUCCGCCUCUACUUUCAAUUCCCCAUCUUCUUCCCCACACUGUCAGGCCAAGCAUGUUCCCCAUUCCUCUUUCCUCCAUUCCAGGCAUUUUGGGUAUUUGUCCUGCCCUUUGGACCUCAGGGACUCUGUGUUCCUCCCAUGGCAUGCACAGUCUGCAGUAAUCUUGCACCACAUCACCUUCUCUGUAAACCAGAGAUCUGCCAUAGCAUGCUAAUUGUGGUUGCUAAAGGCUGGGAAACACAUAGAAUCCCGUGCACCAAUCUAUAGAAAAAGUGUCAUGGAGGUCUGCAUAUUCUUCCUUUGUGCUAUGAUAUUUCUCCCAGGUAUUGCUGCUGCCAGUGUGCAUCCAGUGCAGGCAUUUCUCCAUCACACUGUAUACCUAUCCUGCUAUUUUCCAAACUCUCAGAAAUUUGACGUGAAGGAUUUAAUAAUUUUUUGGCAAAAAGAGAGUAAAAAAGUGCUGCAUGAAGUAUAUCAUGGCCAAGAAAAACAUGACAACCUUAGUCCUGAAUAUAUAAAUCGCACCAAGGUGGACAUGGGCAAAUGGACCUUGCAGUUGUUAAAUGCAGAAAUUGAGGACGAGGGACUCUAUCAGUGUAUUAUACAAAAAAUAGUUGAACAAUCAAAGGAGGUCGUACACCAAUCUGAGUGCUCACUGCGCAUCGUUGCCAACUAUAGUCAACCUGAGAUAGCAGAACUGCACUCCGGGGAACUAAAGCCCAAUGGAUACUUGAACCUCUCCUGUUCUUCCAGUGGAGGUUAUCCAGAGCCCAAGGAGAUGACUUGGCUAAUUUCACAUGAGAACAUAACACACAGCAGUACGGCUCACAUGGAUGUCUCACAGGAUGCAGUGACAAAGCUAUACAACGUUACCAGCAAGCUGAAUAUCCCAGUUCCUACAAAAAGCCGCACUAAUAUCAGCUGCUUGCUUCACCUUAGGGAGCAGUUGGGAAGCCUUGUCUCAGUCCCACUGGGCAUAGAGAUACAAGAGAAAGAAAUGGAACAAGCAAAGAUAAAUUUCUUUGGCCCACUUAUAGCUGUGGUUGUACUGAUCACUUCUGCACUUCUUCUGGGUUUUGUGAUAUUAAAGAAGAACAGCAAAAUCUUGUCUACCAGCCAGAGUGUCAGUCUAGCAGUCUAGAAGCUAUCCAGCUUGAAACUGAAGCCAUCAGCCAGGCUGCUCACUGGGAACUAUGUCUGCACCCAGCAAAGCAUGAAGUCCUGUGUUUUUAGAGGUUCUGCCAGAACAAGAAUCCUCUCCAGAAGCCCUACAGAACAACAUGCAACACAUUUGUUUGAUGGCUGAAACCUACUGCCCAGUGUUCUCUGCUUUUAUUGUUGCUCCAGAAUGGUAGUAAAUUGUAGUAAAUAUGAUGCUCUGCCUGUCUGCAUGACUACCUUUUUGUUGUUCUUUUAUUAUGCACUGUGACAAUGUAAAAUCCUGAGAGUCAAUGGAGAAAGCAGAGUUGCAUGGGUCACAAAAUGUCUCAGAAAUAGAAAGAGUUAAGCGAUAAUCUGUGAAUCAUAAACAUCACUGCAAACACAAUCAGAGGUAAGCUAUUACCCAUAAAUCAUAGAAUCAUAGAACCAUAGAAUAGUAGAAUGACUUUGGUUGGAAGGGACCUUGAAGGUCAUUUAGUUUCAAGCCUCCUGCCUAACCAUGAGCCACAAAUGCUUUUGGCAGAGCCACUGUGGCUUUGUACCAGUAGCUUUCUUGUAAAGCAUCAGGAAGAAGAACUUCAGGGCGCAUCCACGCUUUCUGAGAAAGGUCGUGGAUUCCUAUCAAGCAUUUGAAACUAGAAAUAAUCUAAAGGAAAUACUUGCUUUAAACAUAAUUUUUGAUUAACUUCAUUUUUUUUAAUAUCAUCCAAGCUCAGUAUACCCAGACAGUUAGUACCUCCACGCUUUGUUCCCCUGUAUUCUGACUGAGAGUUGUAAGAGUUCUUCAGAUGGAUGCAGGGAUAGAAAAUGAUAGCAUGAGGUAUCAUAAGUGUGUAUAUCUAACCAUACAAAAUUAGGCUGAGCAGAUAAUGAAAAAAUAUUACAUAAGUCAUGUUCCUUUUUGAUUGACUAUGUUUUCCCUUUCUUAAUUUUACUUCAGACCUUGAUGAUAGAGGAAUUCAUACACUGUGGUAUGUUCAGCCAUAUGAAGGAGUUUUAUCCUUCAGAAAAGAUCCUUUGUUGUGCUCAAAAUGUGUCAGUUCUCCAAUCUUGAAUGAUCUCUGCACUUUAUAUUCUUCAACAGCACUGACAUCUUUCCGGAGGAAGAAUGCAGCAGAACUGAGACAAAAUUCUUCUGAGAUCUUGAUUGUGUUUGUAGGUCUGACACUUUCAGAAAGAGCAGGGACAUUAGCAUCAUAUUCUUAAGACAAAUUUCAGCUCAGAGUUGCAGUCUGGGGGCAUAACUUCUUUACAGUUGUUGGGUAGAAAUAUUCUUUUCUGUUAAAUGAUGUGAGUUGCUACAUUCCACCUCAAUUUUUACUCCAUUUUCAAGUGUGUGAGGGAAAUGCAUAUCCUUUUGAGUUAGUGAAACUAUUUGGGAGUCAGUUUAAGCUAUUACACUAACAUUCCAGAUAUUUUCAUUCAGAUUUAUAUCAUUCAAAUGUUAUUAGAAGGUAAAGGUUUAAAAUAUUUGUAGAAGUUUAUACUUUAUAGUAAACUUAUUUAAUGGUGGAUUAAAACAUAUGUCUUUUUCUGUGUUGCUGGUUUUAUUCUCCUUCCAUUAAAGCAUGGUGUUAGGGGAUACCAACAUUUGGUAUUCUCAGAGAGGAAGCAUUUCCAGAAUUACAUCUUGGAAUCAAAUUAAUAAAAAAGGUAUUGCUGCAA